Messenger RNA from Caenorhabditis briggsae, 1695 nucleotides. It is a transcript of the gene Cbr-bbs-1, whose product is annotated as Protein CBR-BBS-1. The coding region runs from base 1 to 1695 and encodes 564 amino acids. The record is from RefSeq and is a predicted model, not a curated record. NCBI's taxonomy places the organism in Eukaryota, Metazoa, Nematoda, Chromadorea, Rhabditida, Rhabditidae. Gene Ontology annotation, biological process: non-motile cilium assembly; protein localization to cilium. The transcript has 9 exons. Gene Ontology annotation, molecular function: patched binding; smoothened binding. Gene Ontology annotation, cellular component: BBSome; centrosome; axoneme.
AUGUCAAAACCCGAUCCAGCUCCGAAUCGAAAAUGGACGAACCCAGUAAUGAUGACGGCGUGCGAGAUACACUGCCCAUCAACAUGUGUUGCUUUGGGGCCAGUUCUCACCAAUUCCGAUUCAAAGUUGAUUUGUGCACAUGGCGGAAAUAGAGGCAUGAAUCUGCGGUUGACAGUGUUUUCAGGAUUAUCACAGGAGAUGGAGGCCACAUUGGCAGAUCCACCAACUCAGAUUAUGCAUUUUGUAAACGAAAAGUCAACAAUGCCAAAUAUUGCUGUUGCAGCAGGACCAUCGUUCACCGUGCCCACUUCUCCUAUCAAUCCAACUGAGGAAGAAGCUUGGAAAGCUGUUGCCUUGGGAAAAAUCAAUCAUAAUACUCUGAUGAAAGUGCUCCAGAAGGUCACUGAAGAUGUGGCAUUCUCAAAGUUGACUCCGAUCUCUCAAACGUAUAUGUUGUCUGAUAAAGAGGAUCAGCUUGCAUUGAUUGAAAAAUGGGGAGGCAAAAUUACGAAUUGUCCAACAAUCACGUGUAUCACAAAAAUUCUCAAAUCCAAAGCUGAGGGAUUGGAUAUUAUGGUGAUUGCAACAGAACACUGUGACAUUUUCUUUCUUGAUUCUCAAGCAUUUACAACACUUCAUCAUUUCAAACUUCCUUCUGUCCCAGUCGUUAUUCGUGGUUACGGAGAGUUCGACGUGGAUUGGCGUCUGUUUGUUCAAACUCGCGAUUCGUUGAUUUACAACCUUAAAAGAGAUACGACCGAAUUGAGGCCAGCCAUCAUCUGUCAAAGUAUGAUCACUUCUUUGAUUCUAUUGAACAAAUUUCUGGUCUACACUACUAAUGAUAACAUUAUUACGUUCUCCAGUUUCAGAGGCAAGAAAAUCAAUACUGUUAAGUGCACUGAGAAGAUAAAAAUGCUAGAACCAUUCUUCUAUGAGCACAAGCAACUUUCUGCGGUUAUUGCUGUCUUUGAGAAAAAGAUUCGAAUGUAUAAUGAAACUCAUUUAUUGGAUACGGUAGAAUACCAGAAGCCAUUGAACUGGGUUAGAUAUGGGAUGUAUGGAAGAGAGGAUAGUACACUCGUGGUUUGUUUCAAAGACGGCACGAUUGCUAUUCAAAUAUUCCGUCGAAACGCGGAUUUCCGUAGUAGAACGAACUAUAAUGAGGCCCCCGCAUCUCAUGCAUUGAAGCUUCAGAUCCCAAAGAAAACCAAAGUUUUUAUUGAUAACACAGAACGAGAGAAGAAGUUAGGAGUCAAAAUCCACCAGGCAUACCAAAAACACCUGUUCAACUUGCGAUUCAAAAUAGCUGAAUCUUACCAAACUCUAACCGCUAGCGCCAUAACUACAGUAUCCACAACUUCAGUACUUCCAGUGGAGAUUGCAGUGGAUAUCAAUGGGUUUGGUCCAAGGCACAGGAUGAGUAUUCGAUUGUUGUCAUCGAGCAAACAAAACCUAUACGAUAUGCAUUUAUCUAUGAUUUCUGACAUUGAUGUCUAUGAAUUCGACACUCCUUUAAUUCCAAUCAGUAUUCUGGCUUCCGGAAAACCGUACACAUUCACCACACUUCUUCGAUGCAAGGAUCCGGAAAAGUCAGCCACCAGCGAGGUCCGUGCUCUCCUAGUCCAUACCAAACGGGCGACCCCAAUUGUGACUGCUGUUAUUAAGAUGCCAUUCAGUGAAUUCGCACUUGAGUAG